Racocetra persica is the source of this 408-nucleotide messenger RNA. The record is from the annotation of a GenBank genome assembly. Lineage: Eukaryota; Fungi; Glomeromycota; Glomeromycetes; Diversisporales; Gigasporaceae.
AUGAAUCAAACUCUUCCUGCAAAAAAUCUUCGGAGGAUAUCUCCUCAUGUUGUACGAUCGCUCGUUAAUGUAGUCAUUUCUAUUUUUACUUUACCGUGGUCAUCUGAAGCUAAUACACGGAUCUCGUUAUUUACAUCUCCUGCGUCAUCUAUUGGCCGACGCACUCCUUCACCGACUAGAAGCAUUAACAAUAAUCGACAAAAUGACAAUGAAAUUGAUAUUUCCCUUGAAAUGGAUCAAAAUUCAGAAAAUAUAUCACGUGAUAGAAAAUUUACAGCAGACGGAAUGUUAGCACCAGAGAUGUCAAAACAACCAGAAAAUCAUAUCUUAACAUCUGCGAAAAUAUAUGUUGAGGCUUUAUGGAAUGAAGGAUGGAAAAACGAAAUUAUUGAACUUGUGAAAGAAUUU